AUGUCCCAACAAGGCUGCGACAUCAGCAGAGAGAAAAAGAAGAACCGUGCUUUCCGCAACAAAGCCAUCAUCAUGCAAGACAAUGCACCAUCUCAUGCUACAAGGAAUACCUCUGCAUCACUGGCUGCUAUCGGCUUAAAAGGAGAGGAACUCAUGGUGUGGCCCCCAUUCUUCGCUGACCUCAAUCCCAGUGAGAACCUUUGGAGCAUCCUCAAGCAAAACAAUUAUCACGUACAGACCAAUCAUAUAACACAGUGGUACAGGGAGACUCCUCUGUGUUUAUCUGACAGAAGAACAUCAGCAGACUCGAGGCUGGACCGCCUGACUUUAACAGGAAUCUGUAGCCUCAGUCCUCCACACCAGCAGAUGGCGCUAACGCACCGGUAUCACGCCCUUUCACCUCCGACAGCGAAGAAGAAGUGGUGGAGUAAAAGAAGAAGAAAGGAACGCAGGGCUGGAGUUAGCAGGGUGUCAUCGAGGUCUGUUGCCAUGGACGACCAUGCUGACGUGGCCAUGGAGAACAAGACAGAGGUCCCGGCCUCUGACGCACCGUCCUCUCCUGACAAAGAGCAGGCGAAGCCCGCUGCGCGUCAGCCACACCGCCGCACAUUAGGGAGGAGGGGCCAGAGAGCAAAGAGGCGGGGUCAUAUAGAGAAGAAGCGGGGUCAGAAAUCGAAGAGGCGGGGCCAGGAGGACAAGAAGGAGGGCGUGACGGUGAAGAGGACGUGGAGCGGCGGGAAGCGCCGUUGGGACAAGAAGCAUUACUGCGUGUUCUGCCGACGGCCACAGGUGAAGAUCGCACGCCACCUGCUGAGGAAGCAUGCCGACGAACAGGAAGUUCUGGCUGCCAGCACCCUGCCGACAGGCUCCAAAGAACGCCACCUGCUGCUGGAGCACCUGCGCUGCCGAGGCAACUAUCUACACAACAUCGAGGUGAUCCGGCAGGGCACUGGUGAGAUUGUGCCAUGGCGUCAGCCCUCUGAGGAUGUGGAUGCGAGGAACUACCUGCCAUGCCCAUUGUGUCUUGGAUUUUUCCUUCGUGCUGACCUGUGGAAGCAUCAGGUGUCGUGUCGCAAGAAGCUCGCUAUUAACCCGUCCAAAGCCGAAGCGAACGCUGACCCCGCCAACGACGCCACCUCUGGUUCCACAAGUGUCGAUCAGAACACGACCUCUGACCCCGCUGUGAACCGAGCCAGGAAACGGACCAGAGUGCAGGCAGCAGCGUCGCGGCUCCUGCCCAUCUCCAGUGGAGCGUCUGAGAGCUGCAGUGAAAUCCUGCAUCGCAUGAACCAAGAUAAUGUGUCUUACGAGGUGAAGUCUGAUUGGCUGAUCUGUAAGUAUGGCAACAAGCUGAUGGGGAACCAGGAUAGUGGUCAGAGGAGGUACGACUACGUAAGCCAAAAGCUCCGGGAACUUGGCAGGUUGCUCCUGGCUGCUAAAUCCCUUGACUCCGGCGUCCAGAGCCUGCAGGACCUGCUGGCCCCAGGCCGCCUUAGCCUGGCGCUGUCCGCAGCCAGGAAGGCAGCGGGAAACAGGUGGAGCCGCCCUCCACUGGCAGUGAAAACAACACUAAAGACAGUCUGUGAGAUUGCUAUUGGAGAGAGCCUGCAGGAUGGAGACUGGGAGGCUGCCGCCAAGACCACCGACUUCUACCACAUGCUGGGCCGGGAGUGGGACAACCUGGGGCUGCAGAACCCAGAUCCAGCUGCUACAGAUGGAGGAACUAAACCAAAGAAACGACCUGUCCAAAUAAGACUGGACAAGGACCUCAGACAAGAAGUUCUGUCAAAGAGCUCUAACAAACCAGUGACCUCUGCGAUUCCACCUGAAGCCAGAAUGCAGACAUCUGUCUCAGUCCCUGUGGCUCCCAGGAAGGUCCGACGGCGGCCCUGGUCCUCUGCAGAGAAAGAGGCCAUCUGGAGGCAGUUAGGAGUCCAUGUUCUGGUCCAGUCCGUACCAGGUAAGGAGGUCUGUCAGCGCUGUCUGGACUUGGAACCCGUCCUCAGGGGGCGGCACUGGAAGGACAUCAAGAACCAGGUCCACAACCAAAUCCAGAGCCAAAAGAAGCAGCAGUUCCACGCUCAGAUGGAACUCGAGAAGAACCAGGAUCACCAAGACCCGCUCCAGAACCAGAAAAAGCCAGAGCAGCAGCAGUACCAGGCUCCAGUCGAUGAACAGGGAAAGGACCACCGUCUGAACCAGAAGAAACCACCAUACCAGUCCCAGAUGGAUCAGCAUGAUCCGGAUAUUUCUCGGAAUCAGAAGAGAUCACAAUACCACAUCAACAUACACCACCAGGCCCAGGAUAGCAUCCAGAACCAGAAGAAACAACAGGAGCACACCCAGCUGGAUCACCAGGACUAUCUACACAACCACAAGAAGCAGCUGUGUGCCCCUAGAGUGGACCACCAGGACCACAGCCAGGUGCAUAAGAAGCAGCUGUAUCAGAUGGACCAGCAGGCCCAGCCCCUGCAGACCCUGGACCAGGAAACGUCUCUUCUAACCAUCGCACCCUACAGACCUGAUGGGUCAAAUCGAGCCCCUGGACAUUUGCUGCUUGAGCGGGAGCACAACAUUACAACCUACCCAGUUCUGCACAGACCACCAGGACCUCACUUGGACCAGCUGCUGCCCAGAAUAGACUGGGCCGAGGAUGCUGCAGCCCAGAACUAUCCUAUCAGCAGGCCACUGGGCAGGAACCUGCUACAGGAUGUGCCGCCAGGAGGACCACCCCCUGACCCACAGUCGGGACAUGUACACUUCUGACCGACCAGGACGAGCGAUGGACGGUCCUGGUCCAGGUCUAGAGGACUUAAUGAUAGGUCGGCCCUUCUCAAAGGGUGCAUAUCAGAUUUGGUAGUAAAAAGACCUUCUGCUUUUAUGAUAACACAUGUAAACCUUUCUUAGAAGGUCCUUGAAUUUCCUGUGUGAAAUGAGUAUUUGCCUCCUACAGGACUAUAUACCCCAUACUAUAUACCCCCCUGUAUGUUCUGGCAAGUCCAAUGGGUCUGGUUCUGAUAUGUCAGUCUAGUCAGGAGAUAAAACCUGGAUCCUGGUUGAGGUGCUGUUAGAUAGGUGAAACAGUUCAGCUGUGAUGCACCUGAGUUAUACCGACUACGUGCCAGUGCCUGAUCUUAUUAUAAAAGGCGGCUACCAAAAACCAAAACCAGCACCUUAGUGGUCCAGUGUUGGAGCGUUUGAAGAUACCUGUUCUGGGAGGAGCUCCUGCUGAAAGAUUACGGAUGGUAGUGUCAGUCAUCAGAUACUGUCUUCCACAAUCGGAAUUUACCGGAAUUUCUUUCAUAUGAACCAGCCCACAGCUCCACGUCUUAAACCUGUAGAACUGUGGGCUGGUUCUCUGAAGGCACUGAGGCAGAACCAGCUCUGUGUUGGUGUGAAAGAGCUAAUGAAGGGAUCAAGGCCCUUUUCCCUCAUUUAGUCAUAAAGGUGUUUAAAGUUCUCUGUAUGUUUAGCGUGUGGUUCUCCUCACACUCCUCUGUGUGAUGAGCACUGGGGCACAACCCCUGACAGUGAGGCCAAACAGACUCCUCCAGGUGGUUCUAAACGGUUCCUGCAGGUCCCUGUGAGUCCUGCUCUGUGGUGGUCCUGUGAUGGUACCACUGUAUCCUCAAAAAUAACAAGUUGUCAUGUCACAGGUUUAUUCCAAAAUGGAUGACAUUCAUUUUGACCUCAGUAUUCUACACACAGUACUCCAAAAAGGGUUGCUUAAACUUCUUAAAAGCUUUAUUAAAACAUUAAAGAGAAAAAUACAACACAUGCACAGGUAUUCUCAGCCCGAUGUCUCUGUACAUUCAUCUUUUCCUUCAGAGAGUCCUUCAGAGGCCUUUGGGCAAACUCCAGGCGGGCUGUCGUAGCCUGGUUUCCUUACAGGGGUCCCCAAUCCCAGUCCACGAGGGCCGGUGUCCCUGCAGGUUUCAGAUGUGCGCUUGAUCCAUCACAGCUGAUUUAAAUGCGAAUUACAUUUUCAACAUGCCUUGGGCCUGGUAAUAAGCUAAUCAUGUGAUUCAGGUGUGUUGACCCAGGGUGAGAUCUAAAACCAGCAGGGACACUGGCCCUCGUGGACUGGGAUUGGGGACCCCUGCUUUAGCACCUACUCGCCUGAGCCCGCCUUUGUUUGUGUCGUGUUCUAUUACAUUUGAGUUCCACCUCAAUAUGUGUGUGGUUGUCAUAGGAACACAACCAAAAUCCCAUGUGUCUAUGUGCCACAAACACAAUGGAGGACAUUGAGGCGAUGGUAUACCCGCUGCUUGGUCUGUGGGUGUUUGUCAGACUCGAGGGCCAUGAUGUCAGUUUGUAUGUAACCAUUUCCCUUGUUGCCGAGUUUCAGGAAUGCCAGGUUUCAUCUAACUCGUGAUUCAUCUAAUGACACCUCUGGCUGGCCAGUCGGGGGCUUUUGAUGUCACAUUUUUAGACUGACUCUGCUCGGUUGGAAAGCCGGGCCAGCAUUUACUAAAAAAGUACCUGGUACCAGGUACUACUGCCUGAUGGAAAACCCUAGAAACUAGGUUGAGCUCAGCCGAGUAGGUACUAGAUGGAUCUGUGGCUCUAUACAGUCCUGCCUACAGACCUGCCUCUGACUUUGUGCUCUGUCAGUUAUGGGAGCUUAUACAGACAGGUGUGUGCCUUUCCAAAUAACAACCAGUCAGGUGAAAGGUGGACUCCAGGCGUGUUGUAGAAAUAUCUGACAGAUGAACAGUGUGCACAGCUGAACAAACAUGUGAGUGUCUGCGCUGAGAGUACUUCUGUCCAUGUUAUACUUCAGUUUUUUUUUUUCAGUGCAUGUACAAGAAUGCCAGCUGACUGUGUGCAGAGACUGUUUACUGUACUGUGUGCAGAGGUGAAGAUGAAUGUCAUGUUGGAAUAAGGCUGUAACGUGACAACACGAGGAACACUGAAUGCUUCCAGGAUGAUGUGCAGAGAUCAUCUAUGAUGUUUCUGUGUCUCCUGCUCGUCUCCCUUUAAUCUGUGUUCAUCCACCCCUCAGUGUUUCGGCUGUCCUCUCCACGUCUUCGUGUCCCUGCAAGUUCACUUUAUCACCACUAGAUGGCAGACCUGUCUCUGUUUCUGGUCCCUGUUAGAGGAUAAGAACAUGUUACAGUCCAGACUGCGAGCUGCUGCUUUUUCCUCCACAUGUCGCAUUUCUGAUGUCCUGUAGAGUCACUGAUCCACAGGUGAUCGAUCCACAGCGGUGGCCUGCAGGAGGAACAUCAGCUCAGACACUGAAUGGCAGCAGGAGGCUCUGUGUGUGUUUAAUGUGUAAUAAAAGUGUCUGUAACUGUCUGUAUCCUGUGAUGGAGCCCUGUCACACUCGGCCCUUUUACUUCAUUAUAUCUGUUUCAAUAAACGAGUCCCCGCUCUGUGAA
Messenger RNA from Pelmatolapia mariae (spotted tilapia), 5384 nucleotides. RefSeq lists its product as uncharacterized. Lineage: Eukaryota; Metazoa; Chordata; Actinopteri; Cichliformes; Cichlidae. The record is from RefSeq and is a predicted model, not a curated record. The transcript has 10 exons. Bases 1 to 2766 code for a protein of 921 amino acids. Gene Ontology annotation, molecular function: nucleic acid binding.